UCUUUAACUCAGCACAAAACCUGCUGCAAAUGACAUAAUCGGAAUCGAUUUGGGAACAACAAACUCAUGUGUGGCUGUUAUGGAGGGAAAGAAUCCUAAAGUCAUCGAGAACUCGGAAGGGUCGAGGACUACUCCCUCAGUGGUCGCCUUUACGCCAAAGGGAGAGCUGCUAGUAGGAACUCCAGCUAAACGCCAAGCGGUCACCAACCCCGCAAAUACAUUUUUCGGGACCAAAAGGUUAAUCGGGCGCCGUUUUGAUGAUCCCUUAGUUCAAAAGGAGAUGAAGAUGGUACCUUACAAAAUUGUGAAGGCCCCAAAUGGAGAUGCGUGGGUCGAAACAACGGAUGGGAAGCAGUUCUCCCCAAGCCAGGUCGGUGCAUUCGUUCUGACGAAGAUGAAAGAAACUGCGGACUCCUAUCUCGGAAAAUCNACGAGUUAA
Molecule: messenger RNA, 439 nt
Organism: Ananas comosus (pineapple)
Lineage: Eukaryota; Viridiplantae; Streptophyta; Magnoliopsida; Poales; Bromeliaceae
Product: heat shock 70 kDa protein, mitochondrial-like
Exons: 2
Coding region: 80-439 (119 amino acids)
Biological process (GO): protein refolding; cellular response to unfolded protein
Cellular component (GO): mitochondrion; cytoplasm
Molecular function (GO): heat shock protein binding; ATP binding; ATP hydrolysis activity
Source: RefSeq, a predicted model, not a curated record